Messenger RNA from Anarrhichthys ocellatus (wolf-eel), 1289 nucleotides. It is a transcript of the gene tnnt3a, whose product is annotated as troponin T type 3a (skeletal, fast). Gene Ontology annotation, molecular function: troponin I binding; troponin C binding; tropomyosin binding. Bases 104 to 955 code for a protein of 283 amino acids. Gene Ontology annotation, biological process: sarcomere organization; regulation of muscle contraction; muscle contraction. Lineage: Eukaryota; Metazoa; Chordata; Actinopteri; Perciformes; Anarhichadidae. Gene Ontology annotation, cellular component: troponin complex. The record is from RefSeq and is a predicted model, not a curated record. The transcript has 15 exons.
AUAAUCAGCGCGGUAAGUUUGCAGAACCUUACAGCCAGUCUCGGCCAGCAGCGGGGAGCUCACUUCAUUCAGCUUUUCAGAGGUUGCAAAGUCCACUGUCACCAUGUCUGACACUGAGGAAGUUGAGGUCGAGGAAUACGAUGCUGUACAAGAGGAGGUAGUAGAGGAAGUAGAGGUGGCUCCUGAGGCGGCCCCUGAGCCAGAGCCAGAGCCAGAACCAGAGCCAGAGCCAGAACCAGUGGUAGAACCAGAGCCAGAACCAGAACCAGAGCCUGAGUAUGAAGAGACCUUGGAAGAGGAAGAGGAGAAGCCAAAGUUCAAGCCCAGCGCUCCUAAAAUCCCCGAUGGUGAGAAAGUGGACUUUGAUGACAUCCAGAAGAAACGUCAGAACAAGGAUCUGAUGGAGCUGCAGGGUCUGAUCGAUGCUCACUUCGAGGGCAGGAAGAAGGAGGAGGAGGAGCUGAUCGGCCUCAAGGACAGGAUUGAGAAGCGUCGUGCUGAGAGAGCCGAGCAGCAGAGAGUCCGGUCUGAGAAGGACAAGGAGCGCCAGGCCAAACGUGAGGAGGAGAGGCGGAUCAGGGAGGAGAAAGACCUGCAGAAGAAGUCAGAUGAAGACGCAAAGAAGAAGUCGGCUCUGUCCAGCUUGGGCUCCAACUACAGCAGCCACCUGCAGAAAGCUGACCAGAAGAGAGGAGGAAAGAAAGAGACUGAGAGAGAGAAGAAGAAGAAGAUCCUGGCCUCCAGACGCAAGCAGCUCAACAUCGACCACCUGAACGAAGACAAGCUGAAGGAUAAGAUCACCGAACUGCACGAAUGGAUGACCCAGCUGGAGUCUGAGAAGUUCGACCACAUGGAAAGACUGAAGAGGCAGAAAUACGAGGUUACAACCCUGCGUAAGAGAGUGGAGGAGCUCAGUAAAUUCAGCAAGAAGGGAGCCGCCCGCCGCAGAAAGUAGACCGUCUCAGAAAGGCAACUGCGAUCGUGUCGGACACACGCCUGAUGAAACAACGCACACGGCGGCGACGAAGAUCGUAGCUCAGAAGAAGAAGAAGAAGCCAGUCACGCUGAGGUGGACUUCAACCCACGUCCUGACACAUGCAACCAGGAGCCUUUAGCUGCUGUUCAAUAGGAAUUAAAACAAAAAAAAGAAAAACUUGAUUCGCCAUCACGCUUCCUCGCCCUCAGCUGUUUGGUUCUCAGAAUUUUUGUAAAUAAAGUGUGACACUUCAAGCCAUGUCUGUAGAGCUGUUGUCAUUCAGAAAUCAAUAAAGUUCAGUAUUUUUCAGACA